Messenger RNA from Eimeria mitis, 864 nucleotides. RefSeq lists its product as uncharacterized. The coding region runs from base 1 to 864 and encodes 287 amino acids. The transcript has a single exon. Gene Ontology annotation, cellular component: cytosol. Gene Ontology annotation, molecular function: GTPase activity. The record is from RefSeq and is a predicted model, not a curated record. NCBI's taxonomy places the organism in Eukaryota, Apicomplexa, Conoidasida, Eucoccidiorida, Eimeriidae.
AUGGCAGAAGAAUGCAAAAAUGCAGUUAGCAAAGACCGCACAACGGGAGGCGUCACGCAAGCGACGCGGAGCCGUAGGCGGAGAAACAGGGCUCGAGUAAAGCUGCUCCUAGCAGGGAAGAUGGAAGAGGCCACUAUUCAGAACAUCCAAUUCGUGCGACAACAACGGGAUGCACUUCACCGUCGGUUUCAGAAAGCCAAGGAGGCAAAGUCCCGUCGACGGCAAAGCCGCCUGGCAAUGCACGAAGGAGCGUCAGCACUGCGGCUUGGAACCGAAGAUGCGGACACCGGCUCAGAGGACCAGUGGGAGGUUGACUCCGCCGCGACUGUCACUGAAGAAGGCGAAAGGGGAGAGUUGGAGGAAGGAGCGUCUGGCCCUUCUGAACCCGAUCGAGAUGACGUAUCCAGCGCCACAGAUCCUUCCUCCAGCAUCUCUGUGACAUCCGAAGAAGAAGACCCUGCUGCAAAUCCUUCGCCUUCUCAUCCUACAGCGCCGCGAAUCCCGAAAACAGCUGCAGAGUUGGAUGAAGUUGAACGGGACGGAUUUCUGAAGUGGAGACGGAUGCUAGCGAAUAUGGAAGAGGAAGGCGUCGUCUUAACUCCCUACGAAAGGAACAUCGAGGUGUGGAGACAGCUGUGGCGUGUCAUUGAACGUUCAGAUUUGGUCCUGCAAAUCGUUGAUGGAAGAUCUCCAAUGUUCUUCCGCUGCAAAGACCUCGAAAAGUAUAUCAAGGAAGUCUCUGCUAACAAACGUGUAUGUCUUAUUUGUGCGUGUAUAUGCAACAAGCACUCGCAUAGAUCGACUCUGAACUCAGCAUUCAGCAUCGGCUACCCAAUGGUCACGACGCUGAGACAGUGGUGCUAA